AUGGUAUCAGCUAUUGAAAACCUUAUUGAAAGGAAAACUCUAAGGAUCUUUCGUUUCGGACUUUACAUUCUCGAUCAAGAUAUAAUGAAUAUUUCCAUCAUGUUCCAACCAACAAUGCCGAACGAUCCGGAUGGUUGCGAGGGUUCACAGCUUCCCUGCCAGUGUUCAACCAUGUCGAACGCAGAUUCAAUACUUCAAAGAGAGAGAUCAGAAAGAAACCUAGGUAGUAAAAGGAUAUCAAAAGUCCAAGAUCUACCCCGAGGCUUGGAAACCUUACAGAACAUGUUCGAACCCAUCAGGAAUCGAGAGCCAUCUCCCUCAAUCCAGGAAAGUCAACAAAUUUGUCUGGAUAACUCUACAAGCGUGGAGAGUAUAGAUGAGGGGAGCCUAGCUUCAUCACCGGGACCAAUUGAAGUUCAGAAAAAUAUCUACUCUCGAUAUGGACAGACUCUCUCCUGCAGUCCUCGCAGUGCCGAUUCAAAUCGAAACCUGACCUUCGAAACUGCUCGCAGGGUCCAGGAGACUUCCAAUUUUCAGGAUAACCAACAUCGUCAGUUGUCCAGUCCUGGCUCCCUUCUAGACUCGAAUUCUGAUCUCAAUGAUAUGUCUCUUCAUGACAUGGAAAAUGAUGUAGAUGAUGGAGAUCUAUCCAGUUCGCCUACUAAAGAAAAGAUUAAGAUGCAGGUUCUCUACAAGCAUCAUCACGAACCUAGUGUCCAUAGUCAUCUCCUCAAUGAGGCUCAUAGUCAUAUAUACAAGCACGAGAACCCCUGCAAACACGACACUUAUUGUGGGUCCAAUUUGGAUGCCAGUGAUGCAAUGAUGGCUUUUCAACAUCCACGACAACACUCUCAUCAUCACCAUAAAAUGUCCAGUCUUUCCCACCAUCAGCACCAACCCAGCCAUUCUUGCGGAACAACCUCCAAUUUGAGUACUUAUGUUUACGGAACUCCAGGUUCUUUAGUCACGACACCAAGUCCGAGUCCAUUGAACCGAGGAAGCUCACAGAAUAUUUACCAUCAUCCUGGAACACCGACAAAUAAUUCCAGUCUGAGUAUCAUGGACCACCGAAAUUCACCCGCUGCUCAUCAUAGAAUGGGACUCGCAGGAAAUGGGAGUAGAGGCAAUCAUCAUCAUGGAAAUGCCAGUUUUGUUGAUCCCUCGGGACACCAUCAUGGAACAGCAAGUGUGAUGAGUGGAACCUCUUCAAAUUCGAGUUUAAUAAACCACGGAAGCUCGCCAACUGUUCAUCGACAUGUUGUGAAUGCCAAUAGCAGUUUAUCGACGACUCCACUCAUCAGUCAUCAUCACAGAAGUUCCUCAGGCAGUCUUACUGGGAAUUCGACUACAAAUCACCACCACGUGAGUUCCGGCAUUUCCUGUGAGUCUUCCUCUUCCAAUGCAAACACGAGAACACACAGCAGACUGGACCAUAUCCACGAUCAUCAUCAUCACCUACAGGCGGUUCACGCGCUUCACUCGACCCUACCAGAUACGAGGCCAAGGGAAAGAACACCCUCGAGCCUAGAUCACCACAGCAAACAUCACUCCCAUGUACGCACUCACAGUCGUUCUCACUCACACAAUGAAGCCAAACAUGCUGCUUUAAUGGGAGUUAAUAAUAUUCAGGUAUCGACGCCCUCGAAGAACAAGUGCCAGUGUCAUAUGAUACAGCAGGGGAGUGGUAGCAAAAGGGGCCCGGAGGGUGAGAUUGACGGGGGCGGCGAAGUGACACUGAGAACGCAUCAGCCCCCAGCCUUACCACCAAGACCACCCCCAAGACCUGCCAGACGAUUCGAAACUGUGACAUCCGAUCCUUGUCACGCUGGCGAGGGUGGAUGCUGCAAGAAAUACGUUGUGCUGUGCUGCCUUUGUGGUGGAUUGAGUGCUACGGUUGGAAGCCUCUUUCUCACAAUACAUGUGGUCAUAUCUGCUAACACAGCGAGUCUGGCUCUUUUCGAAACUGUGCCCUCUUACAUUCCUGGAACCAUGUUAAUCCUUAUGGGUCUGUUCACAAUGCUCCUGGCAAGGCGGAAGCACCGGUAUGGACUCCUGAUGAAAGUUUGCGGUUCCGUGGCAGUCGUCUGUGCACUCGUCUGCGUGCUCGUUACCGUCACAACCACAGUGGUACACAUGUCAAGGUUACAGGGUUUACGAGAAUGUGUCUAUACCGCUAGAGCCAAGUCUUGUACAUGUUACGGGGCGACUGCCCAAAGUCGCGGUGAUCCCGGAGUACUCUUUGAGGCUACACCGCACUGUGAUGUUGUCCAGGGGACCUUAUAUUCUUGCUUGAGGGCCUUAUUUGGAACUUCAGUCGCCGGAAUUUUGGUCUGCAUAUUUUCGUGUAUGCUGCUCUACCAAUUGUUGAGUCAUGAAAAAAAGAAGAUGUACUGGGAGCAAUUGGAACUCAGAUGCAGAUCACUUUAUGGCCAAGGUGGUGCAGUAAGAACCGUAGCUGGCUCUUGUGGUUGUUGCAGCGACUGUGGAGGAACCAGUCCGUGGUGGGCCCAAACUCCAGGAAAUUUGUACACGCCAAAUCCAGACAUGGCACCAUCUAGAAGAUGGCGCUUACCAUGGAGUCGAUCAAGAGGACCAGCACCAAGUCCAGAUUCAAAUUACGGAUUUCAUGCACAAGCCAUGCAGGCGGAAGCUAAUGCAGAGAAUAAUCCAGGACCAUACAGCGUUUUGAAUUCACAGUCUGGUGGACCAUAUUCGGUUUUAAAUACUCAAAAUGGCCCUUAUCCAUCAAGCACAGCGUCUUAUAGUGUUUUGGAGGCUCCAGUACCACUUUGGGGUCCACCUCCACCCUACAGUGAUCCAAAUAGUCCCGCAAGGAGACCCCAAGUCCCAGAAGCAAGGACAAGGAUCAGCAAGCGAAUGGAGAAUUAUGAGAGUACUGAAGAUUAUAGGCCACGAGUAACGAAACGGCCAUCCGACAAUUACGAGAACGCUGAGGAGAUUUCGAACAGUACUGAUCCUGAAGGAGGAAAUGAAGGAACUAUUAAAAGUCGAAGAUUGAGAAAACCGCUCAAGGGGGUAGAGAACGGCGCCUUUCAACAAGAAACUAAUCCGGCCCCGAAGCAAUCUGAAAGCGAAUUGUACUUUGGAGAUGUUUCUUCCUGCUGCGGACCUGAAAGCAGCUUUUAUGACCUUGCGGUUGAUAAAGAAGCUGUUGAGCAUACUGAGGGGGUCGAUUAUUUGGCCACUCGAUUGGGCAAAAGGCAGCUGUCCAAACGGUCCAGACAUCCGCUUCCUCUUCCCCCUGAUGGAGGUGAUGUCCCAUCAAAUAGUUAUUCCAACACUGACGAAUCAAGAAAUGCAAGGGGGCCUUAUUUAGCCCCUGAUGCACAAUAUGAAGUCAUACAACAGGGUCGUUACGCUUAUUAUUCGUCCAAAGCAGAUGAAGAACAUAAAGAGGGUCCCACAGCUUCAGUUUAUUUUCGAGAAGAAGACACUGAAAGAGACAGAGAAAGGGAGAGGAACAGAGAGAGAGAAUACAGAGACUACAGAAGCAACCAGGAAGAAGAAACACCCCAAUGUUGUUUGAGCGACUCGACAACUUUAGACUCUGGCUGGCAGAGUGGAGAACAACAACAUUCGGAUGACAAUGUUCGACCUGUCAAUGUCUGACUUUCUGGUCCACAAUCUUAAAAGGUUUACCUACAAAGUCUAAAAUUAGUUAGGAUUGUUUGAGUAGAUGAACUGAAAGGAAAAGAAAUGAAGAAAAAAAACAUUGGGUAUCUCAUUGUUAAACUCUGAGGAUGAAGUGGCUCUAAACAAUAU
Messenger RNA from Belonocnema kinseyi, 3783 nucleotides. RefSeq lists its product as uncharacterized. The record is from RefSeq and is a predicted model, not a curated record. The transcript has 10 exons. NCBI's taxonomy places the organism in Eukaryota, Metazoa, Arthropoda, Insecta, Hymenoptera, Cynipidae. The coding region runs from base 1 to 3630 and encodes 1209 amino acids.